This is a messenger RNA of Babesia sp. Xinjiang, 486 nucleotides long. RefSeq names its product Polyadenylate-binding protein 2 (gene pab2). The transcript is spliced from 6 exons. Bases 1 to 486 code for a protein of 161 amino acids. Lineage: Eukaryota; Apicomplexa; Aconoidasida; Piroplasmida; Babesiidae. The record is from RefSeq and is a predicted model, not a curated record. Gene Ontology annotation, molecular function: RNA binding.
AUGGAACCCAGUGGCGGCGAUAUGGUCAUCCUUGAUGAUGAGCUGAAGAAGCUGCAGGGAAUGACCGAGUGUAAAAUGGCAGAUGAUGGAGAAGAUAUGGAAGAAAACGAUGAAGUGGACCGUCGUUCUGUAUUCGUUGGUAACGUAGACUACUCUACUAAGCCUCAUGACCUGCAAGAAUUUUUUAAAGCGUCUGGUCAAAUCAAUAGGAUAACCAUUAUGGUUGACAAGUGGAGUGGCAAGCCUAAAGGAUACGCUUACAUAGAAUUCGCUAACGAGGAUGCUGUUAACAAUGCACUGAUACUUAAUGACUGUCUUUUCAAGGAGCGUAUAAUAAAGGUGACUCCCAAGAGGAAGAAUGUUCCAGGAUUUAGUAGGAAACGUGCAGGUCGUGGACGGGGCCGUGGAUUUCGUUCUGGCAGGGGCGGACGUUACAAUUCUCAUUACAGAGGUUGUUAUCGUGGUGGUUAUGGUAAACCAUAUUAA